UGUGUCUUUGUUUGAAGUAUGUAAAUCUUAUCUGAGAGUUUCCUAAAGGUUCAAAGCCUAUGCAAAACCUGGUUUUGGGAGGACUCGGUAAACGGAGAUGGCCAGUGACUGGGAAUUGCUUAGGCAUUUGUCUCUUUGGGGAGCUUCAGAUAAGAGGUUUUGGUAUGCGGAAAUUGACUUGCUAACGGUGUAAAUUGUACAACAGUAAAAGAAACCGUUUGCAAAACUACAGUCAGUUAGUUCGCCAGAGGCUGACUCCCUGAGGCUGCAAAGGCUAAAAUUCUCCCGAGUGACCCUGUUUCUUCUAUGGACUCGCAUAACUGAAAACCUGACACAACAUUCCUCCUCGUAAGGGAGCAUAGCCGUGAAUAAUAAGGCGACCAAGCGUGCGUGUGCUGCGAGAGUGGUAUUUUCAGGUGACUGGGUUCGGACCUGUUGUACAUUCUUUGGCCUGGUGCAUCUUGGGAAGAAAGUUAGGCACCAGUUGUUCUAAACCUCAGCUCUUAGAUGAAAUCUACACUCCUGGCUUCUCUGGGGGCAGGGAGCCGGAAGAUGAUGACUUAGUUAUUCUAUUUUGCCUUUGCCCACGUCUCCUCUUCUCCGUAUGGUUUUUCUUUUGGCUCUACCCAUCCCUGUGGGAAUUGCACGAGCCUCCUGCCCGCCCUAUUAUUUUGACCACGUCCCCGCCCCCCAACAUCCAGGUCCGGCAACUCCUCAAAGGGUUCACUAGGCUCCACAGAGCGGAUCCUGCCCUCGGGGUCCGCCGCAGCGCUGUCUGGCCCAAGCCGGGAGGACUCAGGGUGGGUUGCAAGCGCCAGGGCGAGAGGGAGCGACGUGUUGACACAGUCGUGGACAAACAAGGCGGUCAAUUAUUAACCUGUCGCGCUGCGGGCACCAGGAAACCCAAGCCGGCACGGUCAACCGAAUGGGGCGGACCUAGGCUUGAGACCCGGAGCAGCGCAGCCUGCGUGCACCCACGCGGAUCCAGCCAUGGAGGCAGGUCCCGACGUCAAGGGGGGAGACAGCCCCACAGUCCCAGAGGACCCUACCGUCGCCGAGGACACACGCAACCCAUCGCAGCCGGUGCUCCCGCAGCUCCCACGCCGACCGCAGCUGCUGGAUGAAGACGCAGGGCCAGACGAGGACGGGGCCGCGGCCGCAGAGGGCAGCGAGCCCGCCCGGGGAGACCCAGAACCCGCGUCCACGUCGGGCGAGGCGGGGCCCGGGCCCAAGGCCACUGGCUGCACCGUGCCGCCCAUAGGCUUCGUGGGUGAGCCGCCGCCCUAUGCGCCGCCGGACCCCAAGGCAGUGGCGCUACUCUACCCGCCCUUCCCGCAGGUGCCGGUGCUGUUCCAGCCCGCACCUGGGCCUACCGCACUCUACCCACCGCCGCCUGGGCCGCUCUUCCCACCCGCCGCCGCUGCGGGAGCCUCCUUCCCCUUCCCCUCGUAUGGCAGCCCCAUGGCCGGUGGGCCUGCCCCCAUGCAAGUGGAGCACAGGCCUCUGCCCAAGGACUUCAUGAUGGAGUCAGUGCUGGUGACCCUGUUCUGUUGCCUGCUCACGGGGCUCAUUGCCAUUGUCUACUCCCACGAGACUCGAGCAGCCCUGGGCAGGGGUGACCUGGCACAGGCGGAGGAGGCUUCGAGGAAGGCCCGCUCACUCGUACUCUUCAGCCUGCUCUUUGGGGUCUUUGUAUCUACGAGCUGGGUCAUCUAUGUGGUGGUGGCCCUCUACCUCCCCUGAGUCCAGGACCUGCAGGCCAGGCUGUGCCCUUUCUGUGGACCCUGAUCCCCGUGUUGCUCACACAGGGCAGAGGGGAGGUGGGCUCAGCAGUCCUGUCCAUGGGUGGUCCACUGAGGCCUUCGGUAGGAUCCUAAUCUGAGGGACACAGGCCAUUCCUGGAAUGCCCGCCUUCACCUUCAUUCCUGGAGAACACAGAAGACUACCGUCUCCACUGUCUAAAGAGCCUUCCAGAGGACGUGGCCAGCUCCAGCCCAGCUCAGGGAUCGGGCUCUAGUUGUAAGUGCUCUCCCGGAGAGCAAAGAGGUGGGCUCACUUCUGCUUCUCUCCCUGGGAGCUCCUGCCUGCUCCUGCACCCUUGUCCAUGCUGGGAGAGAUCAGAAAUUCUUGUCAGUACUUCGGAGAAGACCACUACUUUCUGUCUUCCUCCUGUGUGCAGCUGAGUCCCCAGGUUCACUGCUUAGCCUUCUCCGAGCUGUCUGUCUGCGGCUCACACUUCAGCUCCACUUACACAGGUCGCCUCGUUUCCCGAGAUCCACUUUUCUAAAAGUCUCUCUCUUCUCUUUACUGCCUCUGGCUUCCGCUGGCGACCUGUCUGAGACUUCCCGCUUCUGCCUUUCCCUGUCCCAACUUCCUGCUCACUCUUCCACAGUCACUGGACGAGGCCAGCUGAGGGUUGAGGAUGUUUCGGUUUGUUCAGUUCCCUGCACGCACAAAGCCAUCCCUAGCUCUACAAGAUGGGCCAUGGCAGUGCGCGUCUGUAAUCCCAGAACUUGAGCAGAAGGAACAGUUUAAGAGCAGCUCUGGCUACACUGCAAGCUGGAGGUGAGCUUGGGCUGCGUGAGACUGUCUCAAAAAUAAACAAAAGGUGCUGGGUGACGGUGGCACAUGCUUUUAAUCCCAGUACUCAGGAGGCAGAGGCAGGUGGAUCU
This is a messenger RNA of Myodes glareolus (Bank vole), 2672 nucleotides long. RefSeq names its product proline rich transmembrane protein 1B (gene Prrt1b). Lineage: Eukaryota; Metazoa; Chordata; Mammalia; Rodentia; Cricetidae. Gene Ontology annotation, cellular component: membrane. The record is from RefSeq and is a predicted model, not a curated record.